AUGUCCCUUCGGGAGAGUCAGGAGUUGGAACGCAUGGUCAUACCGUCCUCCUUGGCUGAGCAGACAACCCCGGGCAGCCUGUUGUUCAACGACACGUCUUCCCCGGUGCAGCAGUUGGAGCUCCAGGACUUGGACCUGGACGCCUUGGAACUGGGAGGUGAACUCAGCUGGCAGGAUCCGGUGGAUGACAGCUUGGUACAGAGAUAUGACUUGUACAUCGCCAAAGUCUUGUCGGAGAACCGGAGCUGUAUCGAGGAUGGAGCCGAAGUGGUUCCAUACGUCUAUAGUCACCCGGACAGAACCAGGUGGUUGCCACAUGUUGCCACAGGAAAAUAG
This is a messenger RNA of Cladocopium goreaui, 336 nucleotides long. The record is from the annotation of a GenBank genome assembly. Lineage: Eukaryota; Dinophyceae; Suessiales; Symbiodiniaceae.